This is a messenger RNA of Aspergillus affinis, 1536 nucleotides long. Its product is annotated as putative MFS sugar transporter. Gene Ontology annotation, biological process: transmembrane transport; carbohydrate transport. The record is from RefSeq and is a predicted model, not a curated record. Gene Ontology annotation, molecular function: carbohydrate:proton symporter activity. Bases 1 to 1536 code for a protein of 511 amino acids. Gene Ontology annotation, cellular component: membrane. The transcript has 5 exons. Lineage: Eukaryota; Fungi; Ascomycota; Eurotiomycetes; Eurotiales; Aspergillaceae.
AUGGGAUUUCUAACAUCCAAGAGAGCCUAUAACUGGUUCAUCUCGCUGGUUGCGGCAUCAUGCAUGGUGCUCUAUGGGUACGAUGCGUCCGUAUACAACUCGGUGCAAGGGUCGGAUAACUGGGUGGAGUACUUCAAUAACCCUGGUCCAAAUAUGAUUGGUGGUGUGAACACGGCCUACACCGUGGGUGCCAUUUUCGGUGGAUUCUUCCUGGGAGGACCCAUCGCCGAUUUUCUUGGUCGCAAGUUCGGUAUGGGAACAGGAUGUGUCCUGGUGAUCGCUGCCACUUUCAUGCAAACCUGGGCUCCUCGUGGUAACAUCGCAUGCUUCCUUGCCGGGCGAUGCAUCAUUGGUGUGGGUCAAGGAAUUGCCUUGACUGCGGGUCCGAUUUACAUCGGUGAACUGGCGCCAGCGGAAAUUCGUGGAAAGAUCAUGACCUUUUGGCAGAUGUUCUACUCCGUUGGAUCAUUCAUCUGCUUCUGGGUAGCCUAUGGGUGUACUGAGCAUAAGGAAAAUCUAGGAGAAUGGGAUUGGAAGAUGGUUGUGAUUUUCCAGCUCCUUGUCCCGGUUUUGAUUCUUGCUCUAUUGCCCACUAUUCCUGGCUCCCCUCGAUGGUUUAUCCAACGCGGUAACAACAUUGAAAAGGCCCGUGCUGCUCUUAUGAGAGUCCGAGAAACCGAAGAGGAGGUUGAGGAUGAGCUUCUCAAAAUCCGAGAGGCCAUUGAGUACGAGAAAGAAGCUAUUUCUAGCGGCUAUUCCGCGCUCUGGAAGGAUGGGUCUUUGCGGAAGCGAAUGGCCCUGGCUCUUGUGUUGAAUGCCGGCCAGCAGAUUACCGGACAAGGCACCUUGAACACCUACUCGACCAAGAUCUACCAAAAGGUGUUCGACAGCGCCGGCCAGAUCGCUCUGAUUAAUGCUCUCAACGCUACCUUUGGUAUUAUUUUCACGCUCAACGCCGUUUGGAUCAUCGAUCGAUUUGGACGCAAGUUCCUUCUCAUUGUCGGUGGUAUCGGUAUGGGUAUUUGUAUGAUCAUCGUUGCGGCUGUCGAGACGGAAACCCCUUCACCGGAUGGAGCCAAAACGCAACCAGUCGGGAUAUCCAUCGUGUUCUUACUCUUCUUGUUUAUUUUCUUCUAUAAGCCUUCCUGGGGUGCGACCGUGUGGAUCUGGACCUCGGAGAUCUUCUCCAUGAACGUCCGAGCCCAGGCAGUGGGCAUGGCCUCGCAGACGCAGAACGUCGCCAACGCCAUCUUCCAGCAAUUCUUCCCCAUCUUCCUCGACAACGAGGGAUUCUAUGCCUUCUACAUGUUUGCCGGUAUCAACUUCCUCCUGGCGGUGUUCGUGUUCUUCUUGAUCCCGGAAACCAAGCAGGUCCCUCUGGAGGAAAUCGAUGCCCUGUUCGGCGGCGCCAACCACGCCACGCAAGGUCAAGACUAUAUCCUGAACGAGAAGCAAAUGGCUGUCCACCAGCAAGAAGCGGGUGGUGAGAAAGCGGAUGCCGUCAACGUUGAGGAUGCGUCUCAGCGGUACAAGUGA